UAACAGCCAUUUCUCUCGAUAGAUCGCCGAGCUGGAGCAGCCCAACUCCUCUCACUCCAGCAAAAAGGCAGCAGAGGUCUAGGGUUCCGGCCGCCGGAGCAGAUCCCACCGCACGGAGGAGCAGAGCCACUGGGAGAGAAGGGGGAUGAGCGGGAGCGCGUUCACCGCCUUCAAGUCGAAGGUGCCGGUGGCGUGGAGCCCGCGGCUGUACAUCACGCUGGUGCGCGGGCUCCCCGGGACGCGCAAGCUCCACCGCCGCACCCUCGAGGCCAUGCGCCUCCGCCGCUGCCACCGCACCGUCGAGCACCGCACCACGCCCUCCCUCCUCGGGAUGCUCACCCAGGUCAAGCGCCUCGUCGUCGUCGAGACACAGGAGAUGUACAACGCGCGUAAGCAGGCCGACGAGCAGCGCCGCGCGCUCAGGCCCCCGCUCGUCGUCUCCCACGCCCCGCCGUCCAAGCCGGCCGCCGCCGCGCCGGAGGGCGCCGGGCAGUAGUGGCCUCCGGGCAUCAGAGUCAUCACAAGCUCUGGUCGAGUUGAUCAGCUGAGCCGUAGUUCCAUUUUGCUGGGAACCGCCUCUUGGCUUCAGAUUUCUAGUGCCUUUUGUGUCAUGUUGCUCCAAAGAUUGUGGCUUGUUCUCAGUUCUUGUGAUAUGUUUAUUUUCCGAUUAGGGCAGCAUCCUUAAUUGGAGCAGAAAAUUGUUACAGCUAGGUCUAUAUGGUAUGUUGUUUAUUUGUUGGUUCCCGCCUCACCAAAGGGAUUACUAGCUUGGAUUUUAUUUUUGCCUUAAUUGCCAGAGUCGCAAUAACUGUCUGACUUGUUAUAAUAUGAAAACAAUUUGGUAAAA
Messenger RNA from Hordeum vulgare subsp. vulgare (domesticated barley), 847 nucleotides. RefSeq lists its product as uncharacterized. Gene Ontology annotation, molecular function: structural constituent of ribosome. Gene Ontology annotation, biological process: translation. The record is from RefSeq and is a predicted model, not a curated record. The transcript has 2 exons. Gene Ontology annotation, cellular component: mitochondrion; large ribosomal subunit. NCBI's taxonomy places the organism in Eukaryota, Viridiplantae, Streptophyta, Magnoliopsida, Poales, Poaceae. The coding region runs from base 146 to 496 and encodes 116 amino acids.